Messenger RNA from Scheffersomyces coipomensis, 1443 nucleotides. RefSeq names its product Sec9p (gene SEC9). Bases 1 to 1443 code for a protein of 480 amino acids. Gene Ontology annotation, molecular function: syntaxin binding; SNAP receptor activity. Gene Ontology annotation, cellular component: SNARE complex; plasma membrane. Gene Ontology annotation, biological process: vesicle fusion; exocytosis. NCBI's taxonomy places the organism in Eukaryota, Fungi, Ascomycota, Pichiomycetes, Serinales, Debaryomycetaceae. The transcript has 2 exons. The record is from RefSeq and is a predicted model, not a curated record.
AUGGGUAUUAGAAACGUAUUCAAGAAGAAAGAACCAACUGAAGAAGAAUUAAUCGAAGGAUUAACUCAAGCUGGGAUAGCCACCAAAAGUCGUAAUCCAACUCAAGGUAGACAAGAGAAAUUUGGUGCUUUUAAACAAUAUGCUCAAUAUAAAUCAGAAAACCAACCUACUUUGAAGCCCACUGCGAAUCCUUAUGCCAAUAUGAAUGGUGUAGGAGGUGGUAAUGGGAAUGGUGGUAAUCCUUAUGGUGGACCCAGAUCAUCAAAUUCAUCAAAUAGUCCUUAUGCAUCAAAUGGUAAUAAUAGUCCAUAUGCCUCAAGCAAUAAUAAUAAUAGUCCAUAUGCAUCCAAUAAUAGUAAUAGCAGUCCAUAUGGUUCAAAUAAUAGCAGUAGUCCAUAUACAUCUAAUAAUAGUAACAACAGUCCUUACACAUCAUCUAAUAUCACCAAUCCAUCAUCAUCAAUUAAUAAUAAUCCAAGUCCAUAUAAUAGAACAUCAGCAAUUAAUUCCAGAACUUCAACCCGACAACCAGCCCGUUCAACUCAACCAAGACAAAGUGGUAGUAAUGAUGUUGAAUCGACAUUAGAUUUGAAUGAUAUUCCCAGUAUUAAUAUGUAUGGGAGUAAUAAAGCACCAUUGGCUAAACGUCCGGUUAAGAGUGAAGCUGAUGAUUUAGAUUUGAAUGAAGAACCUGGAUUAGAAGGUGAUUAUGAGGAUGAUGAUCUUUAUAUUCCUGAAGAAGAACAAAUCAAUAGUGAAGAUGAAGAAGUUGAGAAUAUUAAACAAGAGAUUCGAUUCACUAAACAAGAAUCAGUUCAAAGUACUCGAAACACAUUAAGAAUGGCUCAAGAAGCAGAUACUUCAGCUACUAAUACGUUAGGAAUGUUAGGAUCUCAAUCUGAACGAUUAUAUAAUGCUGAACAAAAUUUAAUGUUGAUUGAUACUCAGAAUCAAAUUUCAGGAGGGAAAGUACGUGAGAUUGAACGAUUAAAUCGAUCAAUUUUCAUUCCUGCUUAUGGGAACCCUUUCAAUAAAAAGGCGAGAUUAAGACAACAAGAAGAAAAAAUUAAAUUAGAUAAAGAGAAGGAACAUUAUUUACGUGAACAAGCUCGAAAAGGAAUGUAUGAAAGUGAACAACGAUUAAAACUGGGUAUUAAUGAGAAAUCUGAAUUAUAUCAAAGUUAUAAAGGAGAAAAAGCGUUAAAGGAUGCUUCUAAACGAUAUCAAUUUGAAAAUGAUAGUGAAGAUGAUGAAUUAGAAAUUGAAUUAGAUAAUAAUUUAAGUCAAAUUGAACAAUAUAGUAAAUUAAUGAGAAGUAAAGCAAUAAAGAUGGGAGAUGAAGUUGAUAAACAAAAUGCUAGAUUGAAACAAAUUGAAGAGGAUGUUGAUAAAGCCGAUAUUGAUGUUCAUUUGAAUACAGCUAGAAUUUCCAACAUUCAUUAG